ACCCUCUUUUAUUUAUAAACCCUUCUUUCUAUAUGCUUAAUUAUCCGUAUCCAUAUUCCUCCCUCAUAUCUCUUCUUCUUCUUCUUCUUCUUCUUCUUCUUCUUCUUCUUCUCUCUGGGUUUUCUUGUAGCAAUUCUUGAUUUCAUUAUUUUCUUGAUAUUAUAUCAAACAAAAACAUGAGACGAAACUGCAACCUUGAACUCCGCCUCGUUCCCAACUUCAAUCCCGACCACCUCCACCACCAACCAAUAUUGGAGGAAAAGGAGAGUAGCAGUGAUGAUCAAAGGCAACAGCUGACUAUUUUCUACAAUGGUAACGUCUGCGUAUGUAAUGUUACAGAGCUUCAAGCUAGAGCAAUUCUAUUGCUAGCAAGAGGAGAAAUGGAAGAAAAAAUGAGAAGCCCAAUGGGAACCCCAACGGGGUCAGAAAUAGCUUCUCCAACUCUGCCAUCUCAGGUGUGUAGCCCUACAGCAGCUGGUCUUUCCAUGAAGAGAUCAAUCCAACGCUUCCUCCAGAAGAGGAAGCAUAGGGUCCAAACAACUUCUCCUUACAAUCAUUAAUUAAUUAUAUUUAUUAACCUUAAUUAACAUGCAUGGGCUUUUCAUAAUCAUAUAUAUUACCGAGAAAGAAAAAUUUCUUAGCAUAGGGAUCGAUCAAUUCAUGUUAAUUAAGGAAACCCUUCUGAUGAAUGGUUGUAUGCUAUGAGGCUUGUAAAUAAUGAGCAGUGUGGCUUAAUUAGUGUUCCUUAGAAUUAUACAUAAAAUAUUUGAGUUGUUUAUUA
Messenger RNA from Hevea brasiliensis (rubber tree), 781 nucleotides. Its product is annotated as protein TIFY 5A. The transcript is spliced from 3 exons. Bases 177 to 560 code for a protein of 127 amino acids. The record is from RefSeq and is a predicted model, not a curated record. Gene Ontology annotation, cellular component: nucleus. NCBI's taxonomy places the organism in Eukaryota, Viridiplantae, Streptophyta, Magnoliopsida, Malpighiales, Euphorbiaceae. Gene Ontology annotation, biological process: regulation of jasmonic acid mediated signaling pathway; response to wounding; regulation of defense response.